Molecule: messenger RNA, 6579 nt
Organism: Chilo suppressalis (striped riceborer)
Lineage: Eukaryota; Metazoa; Arthropoda; Insecta; Lepidoptera; Crambidae
Source: the annotation of a GenBank genome assembly
GCCUGUAGUUUUAUCGUAUUUGAGUGAAUAUUUUCAUGUAAUUUUUAACAUCCAAUAAUCAUUUGUGUCUUAAACAGAGUGUCAAGUGUUUAGUGAUCGUUUUUAUUCAUUUUCUCAUUCGGUAUACGUCCCACAAGCAGCGAUGGCGGACUACGGUCAGACGGGCACGCUGACCCUCAAGUGGGACCCAAAGAACCUGGAGAUCCGCACCACAUCUGUGGAGCGGACCCUGGAGCCCCUGGUGCUGCAGGUCACCACCCUCGUCAACAGCAAGGACAAGGCUGCGAAGAAGAAGAGACCGGGCAAGUCGAAGCGGGCCUCAGCCCUUGUGGCAACGGUGGAGAGAGCCACGGAGAUCUUCAUAGAACGCGGGCAGACUAUCGCUUAUGAGAACCCUGAUAUUACGCAGGAGAUGCUGGCUGCAGUCGAGGAGGUUAGGAAGGCAGGUGCGGCGAUGAGCGUCUCCGCCCGCGAGUUCUCGGAGCAACCUUGUGCUUCUAUGGCUCGCUCCAGCAUGGUGCGGGCGGCGCGGGCGCUACUAUCGGCCGUCACUCGACUGUUGAUACUGGCCGAUCUAGCCGAUGUCAGGUUAUUGCUGGCCAGCACCAGGACGGUGGAAUCGGACUUAGACAAGCUGAAAUGUGCAUCCUCCCAAUCUGAAUUGGUGGAAUCGGCGCGACAAUUCGGUCGUUCUGCAGCUCAACUUGCAGCCCAAGCUGCUCGCAGGCAGAAGGAGUUGAGGGAACCGGCCACCAGGGAUAACCUGGCUGCUGCUAGAGCUGUGCUGAAGAAGCAUUCCACCAUGCUGCUAACUGCUUCUAAGGUGUAUGUCCGUCACCCUGAACUAGCGGCGGCUAAAGCCAACCGCGACUAUGUUUUGCGCGCGGUUUGUUCCGCGGUCGGGGCUAUAUCCGCGGCUGCACAUGGGAGACCACAUCAUCACGGUACCAAUCGUCCCGCUGUAGAAGGGCCCGGAGAACUGGCUCAAGCUUUGGAUGACUUUGAUGAACGUAUGGUUAUGGAACCCCUCGCUUAUUCUGAACUAAGAACUCGUCCUUCGCUGGAAGAACGCCUGGAGUCCAUUAUAUCCGGAGCUGCUCUGAUGGCCGAUAGCUCCUGCACCAGAGACGAACGUCGGGAACGCAUCGUGGCAGAAUGUAACGCCGUUAGGCAAGCUCUGCAAGAUCUACUGCACGAAUAUAUGACAAAUGCCGGAAAGUCUGAACAAUCGGAAGGCUUGGAGCGUGCCAUAGAGCACAUGUGCCGCAAGACCAGAGACCUGCGCCGUCAACUACGCAAAGCGGUCGUCGAUCAUGUUUCCGACAGUUUCCUGGAGACCAACGUCCCCCUGCUGGUGCUGAUGGAAGCCGCUCGCAACGGACACGAGAAAGAAGUCGAAGAAUAUGCUCUAGUAUUCACUGAACAUGCGAACAAAUUGGUUGAGGUGGCGAAUUUAGUAUGCUCCAUGUCCAAUAAUGAAGACGGAGUGAAAAUGGUACGACACGCCGCCGGACAAAUUGAGGCUCUAUGCCCGCAGGUAAUAAACGCGGCCCGAGUGCUAGCGGCGCGGCCCCGCUCCCGCGUCGCUCAGGAGAACGCCACCGCCUUCGCUAGGGCCUGGGAGGCGCACGUCAAGUUGUUGACCGAUGCCGUCGAUGAUAUCACCACCAUUGAUGACUUCCUGGCUGUUAGCGAGAAUCAUAUCCUGGAAGACGUGAACAAGUGCGUGGUGGCUCUGCAAGAAGCCGACCCUGAUUCUUUGGAGAGAACCGCCGGUGCCAUACGUGGCAGAGCCAAUAGGGUGUGCUCAGUGGUGACUCAGGAGAUGGACAACUACGAGCCCUGUAUAUACACCAAGCGGGUACUGGAGGCAGUCACUGUUUUACGGGAUCAAGUGAUGUCGAAAUUCGCGGUCCGUGUCGAUGCUGCGGUGUCAGCGUUAGGUUCCGGAUCCGGCGGAGCUCUGGACGAGAACGAUUUCAUAGACGCCUCUAGACUUGUCUAUGACGCUGUGAGGGAGAUACGGCGCGCCGUGCUGAUGAAUAGGACGAGCGACGAUCUCGACACGGACACGGAGUUCGAGCCCGUCGAGGAUAUGACCAUGGAGACUAGGAGCCGAUCGAGUGCUCAUACUGGAGAGCAUGGGGUUGAUGAGUAUCCUGAUAUUAGCGGCAUCACCAAUGCAAGGGAAGCUAUGCGUAAAAUGACCGAAGAGGACAAACGCAAGAUCCUCCAACAAGUGGAGCUGUUCCGCCGCGAGAAGAUGACCUUCGACAACGAGGUCGCCAAGUGGGAUGACGCCGGAAACGAUAUCAUCAUGCUGGCCAAACAUAUGUGCAUGAUUAUGUUGGAGAUGACAGAUUUCACCAGAGGCCGCGGCCCCCUCAAGACCACGAUGGAUGUGAUCAACGCCGCCAAGAAGAUCUCCGAGGCUGGCACCAAGCUCGACAAACUCACCAGAGAGAUUGCUGAACAGUGUCCCGAAUCGUCGACGAAGCAAGAUCUCCUAGCGUACCUCCAGCGCAUAGCUCUGUACUGCCACCAGAUACAGAUCACCAGCAAGGUGAAGGCCGACGUACAGAACAUAUCCGGGGAGCUGAUAGUCAGCGGGUUGGACAGCGCCACAUCAUUGAUCCAGGCGGCCAAGAAUCUGAUGAAUGCCGUAGUUUUGACUGUGAAGGCUUCGUAUGUCGCAUCUACUAAGUACACUCGCCAGGGAACUAUUGCUUCUCCGAUAGUAGUAUGGCGCAUGAAAGCCCCGGAGAAGAAGCCUCUGAUCCGGCCCGAAAAGCCCGAGGAAGUUAGGGCUCGCGUGAGGCGCGCCAGUCAGAAGAAACAGCCCAGCCCCGUCAGGGCUCUAGCGGAGUUCCAGAGCCCCGCCGAUAAUGUCUAGGCACCUGAGAUGCAGCUGACGAGAGUUAAACUAAGAUAUCAUAUUUAUUGCGUAUUAGAUAUUCCAACGUUUUGUGAUUAUUCUUUUAGUUUUAAAAAAUAUUUUAUCACCCACAAAUUGUGUUUUUUCAAAAUUAAUUCGUAUAGUAUUUUUUUUUAACUAGCAACUGAAUCAAAAGGCACUACCGUUGCAAAACUAUCGACAAAUAAAUCGACCAUUGACAUCGACGUUUAUAAUUUAUAUAUUGUAGUUUGCCCGUCACUAUCGGUAGUAUCCAUGAUAGAGAUUUUGAAAAUACCGACAAGUUGUUUUUUAUAUUAUAAAUGUUAUACAAGUAGUAAAAUCAAUCAUAGUAAAUGUGAUUUAGUAUCGAGAAAUCUUAGUAACGCUGUUUUUAUUACCCGACUUUCACUGUCCACUGAAUGCAAAGACAUUGGUUCCUCAAAAUAUAUUCACAUUUCAUAAUAAUGUACAGACAUCGACAUAUCAAGCUAUUGCAAAAAGGACAAAUUCAUUAACAGAUUUUUAGCUCUAUAAAACUUGAUAUGAGGCAUAGCCCGUUCGGGUGCGAUCGUCGAAGUUAAGCAACUUUCGCAGUGGUCGGUCUUUGGAUGGGUGACCAAAAAAUUACUAUCUCGAGUUCCUCCGUGCUUCGGAAGGCACGUUAAGCCGUUGGUCCCCGCUGCAUUUCCAGUCGUUAGCACCCACCAAUCCGCACUGGGCCCGCGUGGUCCAUGGCCCAAUUUCCCUAUUCCAUCCAUAGGGAAGGCCUGUGCCCCAGCAGUGGGGACAUUAAUAGGCUGAGGAUGAUAAUACUUGCUAUAAGGUUCAAAAUGUGUUGAGAAAUUGGGACACUUUGUAAUAACUUAAUGUGUUGCUGUCAGUUCCAAUUCGAAAGAAAAUUUAAUCAUAUUCUUUAACGAAAUAAUAUAUUUGAUCCUAUGUUAUGUUAUCAUUCAGAUACAUAUAUAUGUAUUUUAAGUUAAGCUUAAUAAAUAUUUAUAGUUACAUUAGUAGAUAUGUCUCUGACAAUAUAACUAGCAUAUUGCCUAUAGGUUUUAAAUUGUGUAAUGGUGUUUAUGACUUUUCGUAGUUAAUAUUUGAAACUAAUCUUCUAUUUAAUUUAAAUGCAGAUUAAAGACAUUUUAGUAUAUUUAUUUGGCCCACUAAAGGACCCAGAGACCUGUAAAAGAACUGUAGUUUUGGUGGUCCAUUGUUUGACCAUAGGCCCAAUAAAAAAUAUUUGUGGAUAAUUAUUAGUGGACCCCAAAAUACUACCUUGUGGAACUCCCAAAUUGUGAUUUUACUUCGAAACUUUAUCCAUUAACUAACUGUAUUUCUUAAACAAAAUGGGUUCUAAGAUUGGCCCUUGUGGUUUCUUUGAAGUUGCAAUGAUAAAUGAUUUUAAUAGGAAGUCUUAAAUAAUUAAAAUUAAUUGGUUAUUUAAAUUGUAAACAAAAACUCAAUACAAAUCCACACAGAAAAAAAUGUCUUACAUCCAUAUUACAUACUCAAAGUUAACAAUAUUUUGUAGACCUUUUAUUUAGUAGAUUUAUUUGGCCCACUAAAGGACCCAAUGACCUGUAAAAGAACUUAAGUCAAUUUGGUGGUCCAUUAUUGGAUCAUAAGCCCAAUAAAAGCCAAAAUACUACCAGCAUAGAAUAUGCAACUAAAAUAUUUGAUAUUAUAAAAACAUAUUAGAAAAUCUGUUAAAAGGGAUUGUAUGCUAUAUAUACUAUUUUAUUACGCGUAACAAAGAUAUAUACAUAUAUAUACUUACCUACUAAAAUAAAAUAGGUGACCAAAAAUUACUAUCUCCAGCUACUCCGUGCUUCGGAAGGCACGUUAAGCCGUUGGUCCCGGCUGCAUCUGCAGUCGUUAGCACCCGCCAAUCCGCACUGGGCCCGCGUGGUGGCUCAUGGCCCAAUCUCCCUAUCCCAUCCGUAGGGAAGGCCUGUGCCCCAGCAGUGGGGACAUUAAUAGGCUGAUGAUUAAAUAUCUAACAUGUGGCCUAUUGUCGCAUUCUGUUGAGAUGGUAAAGAAAGAAGUUUUAAAGGAUUAUUAAUCUCCGAAUGACGACUUCCAUGGUCGAGUGGUUUGUUCGCCGGGUUUCAUGGUGUCGCCUACUCGAGAGGUCCCGGGUUUGAAUCCCGGGGGGGGGGCAGAUGUUAGUGUGAUGAACACGAGCAUUUGUACUCCAGUCAUGGAUGAUUAUUAUGUAUUUCUAUAUAAAUAUACUUAUACUAGCUGACCCAGCGAACUUCGUACCGCCCUAAAAAAAUAGGGGUUGUCCAGCGGACAAAAUUGUGAAUCUAAACCAUUCUCAGAUCCCCUUGAACACACACAAAAAAUUUCAUCAAAAUCGGUCCAGUCGUUUAAGAGAAGUUCAGUGACAUACACACUCACAGAAGAAUUAUAUAUAUAAAGAUAUGUACAGUAUUAUGUAUUCUAUCCGUUACCCUAGUAUCCCAUAACACAAGCCUUACACUGCUUACUUUGGGGCUAGGCUGAUUGGUGUGAGUGUUGGAAAUAUUUAUUUAUCUAAUGCAACAAACUUAUUUAAGUGAAAAUAGUAUGUUUAGCAUCUAACCUUUAACGAGCUAUUGGUUGUUUGUUUUAAUACGGUUCUAAAUUAUUGAGGAAAUGAAAAAGAAAUACUUAGCGGAAAAAAAAUCUUACAAUCAUUUUUAACUAAAGAAAAUUUAACGUGAUUGAUCACGGAGUCUGAAAAGGAUUACAUGGUUUUCAUGGAAAACCAAAAAAGGUCUGUUUAUUGCUAUAAUAAUUAAAUGUAAUCAACAUCACUCUUUAUUUUUAAAGAGUUCGUAAUAAAAAUGGUUCUCUUCUUCUUUUAACUGCCCUUAUAACAUCUUUAUUUGGAGUCGGUCAUUCUUGUGCAUUUGCGCCUGGCUAUUCUGUCCCGGGUUGUAAUCGGUAUAUUAUUUGGGAUUUUAAAUCUCUUUCCACGGUGGACUACCAAGGAGCUGGUGGUCUGCCCCAAGUUCUUUGUUUUUUGUUUGUGUUGAGCACAGUUUUCAGUUGAGCAGUAUUUUUCUCGCCUCAUUACAUGACAUAAUAAAAAUGGUGUUAGAAAAAUCAUUUGAAUUACCAUCACUACAAAUAAAAGAGAUUCAUUCUCUCGCUUCUGUUUUUAGAACCCUUUUCUUCUGCCCAAAGACAGAAAUCAAUAAUUCAUGCGUUAUUAAAUGUACUUGUGUACAGUAAAGGCAGCCAAAUUUUAUUAGAUUUAGUAUUAUAAGCGUAUAUUGUACCUUAGUAUUAAGUGAAAAUGAGCGCUGAUAUAAUGACUUCAUUAAUAUUAUUAGUAGAUCUAUAAAAAAAAAUACUCGAAAAAUCCAUCAUACGGUCCAGGCAUCAGACGGGAUUCGAAACCGCACCUUCAACAAUAGUAAAUUUUCCUUGAGAUUUAUAAAUGAAAAAUUAAAAAUAUAAUAAACUAUUAGUGGAUUGAUCCCAAAAUAAUUCCUUGUGGAACUCCCAAAUUGUGUUUUUACUUCUAAGUUUUAUCCGUUAAAUAACUGUAUUUCUUAAAUAAAAUGGGUUCUAAGAUUGGUCCUUGUGGUAUCUCUGAAGUUGCAAUGUAAAAUGGAUUUAAUAGAAAGUCGUAAAUAUUUAAAAUAAAUAUGUGCUACAUCCACACUCAAAGUUAACAAUAUUGUUUAGAU